CUGUCGAGAGCUUCAGUUCUAGAGCAACAAUGUCUCUAUUUCUGAAGCCCUUCCUCUUCCUAUACGAUACCACUCUUAGUCUCCUCUUACUUCUGUUUAAUGGAGGGAGUCUUGAAGAUGCUGCAGCAACACAGGAGAGGCUUGAAGCAGACAAAAAUGCUGCAGAGUCUGAAUGGAUCCAACUCCAGUAUUUGUGGACCAAAACGAGGAGUGUUGUAUUACUUCCUGUUUUCAAGGGUUUGGUGGUUAUGUGUUUGGUUCUAUCUAUUAUAGUGUUCUUCGAGAGUUUUUACAUGAACUUUGUGAUACUCUUCGUCAAGUUAUUUAGACGUAAACCCCAUAAAGUGUACAAAUGGGAGGCCAUGCAAGAAGAUGUUGAGGUUGGACCCGAUAACUACCCAAUGGUUCUUAUCCAAAUACCAAUGUACAAUGAAAAAGAGGUUUUUCAAUUAUCUAUAGCGGCAAUAUGUAGUUUGGUCUGGCCAUCAAGCCGCCUAGUAGUUCAAGUUGUAGAUGAUUCUACGGAUCCGGCAGUAAGGGACGGUGUGGACAUAGAGAUUGCAAAAUGGCAAAGCCAAGGCAUAAACAUAAGGUGUGAAAGGAGAGAUAACAGGAACGGCUACAAAGCCGGAGCUAUGAAAGAAGCUCUUACGCAUAGCUACGUCAAGCAAUGCGAUUUCGUAGCAGUCUUCGAUGCCGAUUUCCAACCAGAGCCCGAUUACCUCAUCCGCGCCGUCCCCUUUCUUGUCCACAACCCUGACGUUGCUCUCGUUCAAGCCCGAUGGAUAUUUGUUAACGCGAACAAAUGCUUGAUGACGAGGAUGCAAGAGAUGUCUCUCAACUAUCAUUUCAAAGUGGAACAAGAAUCAGGGUCGACUAGACAUGCUUUCUUCGGAUUUAAUGGAACCGCGGGUGUAUGGAGAAUAUCGGCAAUGGAAGCAGCAGGAGGAUGGAAAUCAAGGACCACAGUAGAGGACAUGGACUUGGCUGUUCGUGUUGGUCUUCACGGCUGGAAAUUUGUCUACCUUAACGACCUCACGGUGAGAAACGAGCUUCCAAGCAAAUUCAAGGCCUACCGAUUCCAGCAACAUAGGUGGUCCUGUGGCCCUGCGAAUCUAUUUAGAAAAAUGACGAUGGAGAUCAUUCGUAAUAAGAGAGUAUCAAUAUGGAAGAAGUUCUAUGUGAUCUACAGCUUUUUCUUCGUAAGGAAAGUGGCAGUACACUUCUUGACAUUCUUCUUCUACUGUAUAAUUGUGCCAACAAGUGUCUUCUUCCCUGAAAUCCAUAUCCCAUCUUGGUCUACCAUUUACGUUCCCUCUUUGAUCAGUAUCUUCCAUACCCUGGCAACUCCAAGAUCCUUCUACCUCGUGAUAUUUUGGAUCUUGUUCGAGAAUGUAAUGGCUAUGCAUCGAACCAAAGGAACGUGCAUUGGCCUACUUGAAGGAGGAAGAGUUAACGAAUGGGUUGUGACCGAAAAAUUAGGAGAUGCUUUAAAGAAUAAGCUACUCUCGCGAGUCGUCCAAAGGAAAUCUUGUUAUGAGAGAGUGAAUUCAAAGGAAGUGAUGGUGGGGGUGUACAUAUUAGGAUGUGCACUCUAUGGCCUGAUCUAUGGCCACACAUGGUUACAUUUCUAUCUUUUUCUUCAGGCCACGGCCUUUUUCGUCUCCGCGUAUAACGAGAAACAGCUGUUCCAGCCGUUUGAAACGGAAAACGCAAACGCGAUGACCGCGGUUAUGGAGCGAGGAUUAAAGACGCAGCGGCCGGAGCACAAGAACGCUUAUGCGACGAUGAUGUACAUGGGAACACCAAGAGACUACGAGUUCUACGUUGCGACACGUGUCUUGAUCAGAUCGCUUAAGGGUCUUCACGUGGACGCUGAUAUCGUCGUCAUCGCCUCUCUGGACGUUCCGAUCAACUGGAUUCACGCUCUGGAAGAAGAGGACGGAGCUAAAGUAGUGAGAGUAGAGAAUCUUGAGAAUCCAUACAAGAAACAAACCAACUUCGACAGCAGAUUCAAGCUUAGUCUAAACAAGCUCUACGCUUGGUCUCUCUCUGAUUAUGACCGUGUCGUAAUGCUCGACGUCGACAAUCUCUUCCUCAAAAACACAGACGAGCUCUUCCAGUGUGGCCAAUUCUGUGCUGUCUUCAUUAACCCUUGCAUCUUCCACACUGGUCUCUUUGUGUUGCAGCCAUCAAUGGAGGUCUUUAGAGACAUGAUUCAUGAGCUUGAAGUAAAGAGAGAUAACUCUGAUGGAGCUGAUCAAGGCUUUCUUGUCAGCUACUUCUCUGAUUUACUCAAUCAGCCUCUCUUUCGUAGUCCUUCCGAUAACCGCACCACCGCGCUUACGGGACAUUUUAGGCUUCCUUUGGGAUAUCAAAUGGACGCAUCUUAUUAUUACCUAAAACUCAGAUGGAACGUACCGUGUGGACCGAAUAGUGUGAUUACGUUCCCAGGAGCAGUUUGGUUAAAGCCAUGGUACUGGUGGUCAUGGCCUGUUCUUCCUUUAGGUCUCUCAUGGCACAACCAACGCCGCUACACCAUAAGUUAUUCCACAGAGAUGCCUUGGGUUCUAAUCCAAGCAGUGUUCUAUCUAGGGAUCAUACUAGUCACACGCCUAGCGCGUCCCAACAUGACCAAGCUAUGUUACCGACGUUCUGAUAAGAAUCUAAGCAUGAUCCAGACAACUUUCAAGGUUGUUGCACUCCUCUUGAUCCUCUCAGCCUACAUUAUACCAUUCUUCAUCAUCCCACAGACGAUCCACCCGCUCAUCGGUUGGUCUCUCUACUUAACCGGCUCCUUUGCUCUCUCUACCAUACCCAUCAACGCCUUCUUACUUCCAAUGCUCCCUGUCAUAACACCAUGGCUUGGCAUUUUUGGGACGCUUCUCGUGAUGGCUUUUCCUUCUUAUCCUGAUGGCGUUGUCAGAGCAUUGUCGGUUUUCGGGUAUGCAUUUUGUUGUGCACCGUUUCUAUGGGUCUCCUUUGUGAAGAUCACAUCACAUCUUCAGGUUAUGAUUGACAAAGAGGUUUUGUUUCCGCGGUUGGGUGAAUCCGGAGUCACUUCUGGUCUCAGCAAAUUGUACUGACUAAGACGGCAAGAUUUUGAUCAUCUUGAUGGAUUGCUUAUGUACAUAAUAAAGGUUAGAGAGGAUU
This is a messenger RNA of Arabidopsis arenosa, 3153 nucleotides long. Lineage: Eukaryota; Viridiplantae; Streptophyta; Magnoliopsida; Brassicales; Brassicaceae. The record is from the annotation of a GenBank genome assembly.